AUGUCGGCAGCAGACUUGCACCGGCUGGUCCACCGGGCUACACCCCGUGUCGAAGAUGUCAGAGCGCCUGACCGCACAGAUUUCAUCCGCAGGGAGCACGGCCACUUGCCGCUCCGCGAGGUUGUGGAUGCGCUGGAUGCCCUGGAGUUCUCUUCGGCUUCUUUCCUGCGGCAGUUUUCAGAAGUCAAGAUCGAGAAGCCGGCGAAGCCCGAGUUCAACGAAGCAGAGGCGUGCGUCUUGUCUGAGAAGGGGCGGCUGGAACGUUACGCCACAACGCCGGCUGCUCCGGAAAAGUCGGACGACACUUGCGUCCAUCAGCUGCAUCGACUGCUGGAAGAUCUGCGUGUGCUCUGCCCAUGCCUUCCCUCGGACAAAAAGCAAGAAGCGGCCCCACAGGAGGAGGCGUCCAGCCCAACAUCCGACUGGAAGGAGGUUGUCGCUGACGAGAAGGCCAAGGGCAGCGAUGCCUUCAAGCAGAAGGAUUUCAGACGUGCGAUAGAUCAUUACACUCGAGCCAUUCGGGCCUCGCCCAAAGAGGUAGAGGAAGAACUGAAGACGCUACACACGUUGUACUCAAACCGUUCGGCGGCUCGCCUUCAGGUUGAGGAAGCAGAGGCGGCGCUCGCUGAUGCAAGGCUCUGUGUCCAGUUGGCACCCUCUUGGCCAAAGGGCUAUUUCCGCUUGGGGACCUCUCUGAGACAGCUCCAGCGUUUCGAUGAGGCUAUUGAGGCCUUCAUAGCCGGACGGUCCCUAGAGCCAGAGAACAAGGACUGGGAGAAGGAGGUUGAAAAGACGCAGCAGAUGCUUGAGGCAUCGCCAGCUGCACAAGUGCGGCAGCUCAUUAUGCAGUUGCUACCAGAUAUCCUGGCGACCUGGUUCCGAGCUGCCGAUCCAGAAGGCGUAUUGCAGAUUCAGGUCAAUGGGCGGCUCCGUGACCUGGGAGCCUGCAAGUGGCGCCGUCUUCGAGAUGGAGCACAGCCGGCGAAGGCGCAGAUACGCUACGCUUUCUUGCACAAGAAGGGGUAUCUGGCCAACCUGGCCGCAAACCUGCAAAGCCCUUCCCCGGAAGCAUAUGCAGUGACCGACCUGGAAGGCAAGCCCAUCAAGAUACCCGAUGUCAGCGCCUUCUUUUGGAAGACGGACUUUGCCUCGGUCCACAUCGACAUCAAGGACGAUGAUGGCGCCAUGAAAGCCAUCCUGUGA
Messenger RNA from Symbiodinium natans, 1203 nucleotides. The record is from the annotation of a GenBank genome assembly. Lineage: Eukaryota; Dinophyceae; Suessiales; Symbiodiniaceae.